This is a messenger RNA of Aplosporella prunicola CBS 121167, 746 nucleotides long. RefSeq lists its product as uncharacterized. The record is from RefSeq and is a predicted model, not a curated record. The coding region runs from base 124 to 564 and encodes 146 amino acids. The transcript has a single exon. NCBI's taxonomy places the organism in Eukaryota, Fungi, Ascomycota, Dothideomycetes, Botryosphaeriales, Aplosporellaceae.
UUAAGCAAAAGGGAAAAAAGCAAAAAGGUAGACGCGAAGACGAAGAAGCAAAAAUUGCGGAUGCGUCGGUAGCCGUUGCGACGCUCGCUCGGCAAAGCAGCGCUGCGAGCUCUCUCUCACUGCAUGAAAGCCCCAAGCCGGUCUGCAGCGGCCAAUAAUGCAGCUCGUAACUACUGGGCAGACUCGGUACUCGAGGCCAUCGUCGUGAUAGUCGUCGUAACUCGUUCGCAGCCGCAGCUCCCUAUCGCGCACAUAUACCCCCUCUUCUCGCAUCGACGACAAAGGCCUCGGGCGCCGCACCGCGCGGUGAUGAUGAUGCUCGGCUCGCAGCCAGCCCCAGAACCCCCCCCCCCCCCGGCCCCGCAUGUCGUGCCGACGGUUCCGGGGCGCGUGAUUGGGCGGCGCGAGACGGCCCUGCGCUGGAUCCCGGUCGCGGGCUUGCGUGGGCUAGGUAGGUCAGGUCGGAUCGAAGCGCGCACGGCUCCGCUGCGCUGGAGCGAAGGACUUGGUGUAAUUUUAAUUCUGGCGGAGGCGCGGCCUGCUUGCCUUUCUCAGGGCCGGUGAGGGAGGGGCGGUUUGGGGGCCGUUUAUGGGUGGUGUUUAUCACGGGUUAUGCGAUGCUUGUGUGGAUAUGGUGGUGAUGGUAGUGGUGAGCGAGGGUUGCGAGCGCUUGUUUGUCUGUCUGUCUGUCUGCCUGCGGGUUGGAGGUUCUGGAAGCGUGGCGGAAUAGCCACGGGCUAUGUUUG